ACAACCAUACCCCUCUUCUUUCUCCCAUGCAUCAUUACUUACCUCUCUCUCUCUCUCUUUCUUCUUCUCCAACAUCAUCAUCUCUUACCUAUCUCCGUAUCCUAUUUCAAUUUGUCUCUCACAUUUCCAAAUAACAAGAUCACAUAUAUACAUCCAAAACUAUAUAGUAUUAUAUAAAGAUGUCUAGCAGGAGGUCACGGUCUAGGCAAACAACUAGUUCAAGGAAUAUCACCGACGAUCAGAUCCACGAUCUUGUCUCCAAGUUGCAGCAGCUUCUUCCUGAGAUUCGUAAUAGGACCUCUGACAAGGCUUCAGCUUCGAGGGUGUUGCAGGAGACAUGCAACUAUAUUAGAAAUUUGCACAGAGAGGUCGACGACCUUAGCGAACGUUUAUCUGAGCUACUGGCUACAACAGAUACAGCACAAGCAGCCAUCAUUAGAAAUUUACUUAUGCAAUAGAUUGAUUAUGUUUAAUCCUCGUCAAAAUUUUCCUAGUUAGUUAGCAGUACCAUGUGAGCUGGUGUAUUUCUUCCACGUUUUCCUUGUAUUUCCUAAUUCCGUUCACUCGAUGCAAGUCUUUUUAGUUUAAUUUGUUUUUUCAGUUUAAUUUAAUUAAUGAUUUUUUUUA
Messenger RNA from Lathyrus oleraceus (garden pea), 627 nucleotides. RefSeq names its product transcription factor PRE3. Gene Ontology annotation, molecular function: protein dimerization activity. The record is from RefSeq and is a predicted model, not a curated record. Lineage: Eukaryota; Viridiplantae; Streptophyta; Magnoliopsida; Fabales; Fabaceae. The transcript has 2 exons. The coding region runs from base 180 to 458 and encodes 92 amino acids. Gene Ontology annotation, biological process: regulation of growth; regulation of DNA-templated transcription.